Brassica rapa (field mustard) is the source of this 2398-nucleotide messenger RNA. RefSeq names its product protein TRANSPORT INHIBITOR RESPONSE 1. Gene Ontology annotation, cellular component: SCF ubiquitin ligase complex. Gene Ontology annotation, molecular function: protein binding. Lineage: Eukaryota; Viridiplantae; Streptophyta; Magnoliopsida; Brassicales; Brassicaceae. Gene Ontology annotation, biological process: SCF-dependent proteasomal ubiquitin-dependent protein catabolic process. The record is from RefSeq and is a predicted model, not a curated record.
ACAAUCACCGAAAAGCCCUCACAUGGAGAUGUUUAACCACGGUUAACAUUUAACCGAACCAGAGUUGGCUUGACCUUCUUCCCCUAUCCUUCUCUCUUCUCUCUUCUCUCUGCUCCUUCUUCCUCACAAUCUAGUAAUCUCCGUUAAUGGCGCCUCAGAUCUGCCCCUCCGAUAUUUAAACUCCUUCUUCAAACUCUUCCAAUUUCCUCAGAUCUCUCGAGUUUUUCUUUUCUUAUCAACGCAAAUGUAUAAGCGAGUGGCCUUAUCGUUCCCCGAGGAAGUCCUCGAGCACGUGUUCUCCUUCAUCCACGUGGACAAGGACAGGAACUCGGUAUCCCUGGUGUGCAAGUCGUGGUACGAGAUCGAGCGGUGGUGCAGGAGGAGAGUCUUCAUCGGGAACUGCUACGCCGUGAGCCCCGCGGCGGUGAUUCGGAGGUUCCCUAAGGCGAGAUCCGUGGAGCUGAAGGGGAAGCCGCACUUCGCGGACUUCAAUCUGGUGCCCGAGGGGUGGGGAGGGUACGUGUACCCGUGGAUAGAGGCGAUGUCGGCGUCGUACACGUGGCUGGAGGAGAUAAGGCUGAAGAGGAUGGUGGUGAGCGACGAGUGCUUGGAGCUUAUAGCCAAGUCGUUUAAGAAUUUUAAAGUGCUCGUGCUUUCCUCGUGCGAUGGAUUCUCCACGGAUGGGCUCGCUGCUAUCGCUUCGAGCUGCAGGAAUCUGAAAGAGCUUGAUUUGCGUGAGAGUGAUGUUGACGACGUUAGCGGACACUGGCUUAGCCAUUUCCCUGAUACAUACACUUCUUUGGUUUCGCUCAAUAUCUCAUGCUUAGUCUCCGAGGUCAGUUUCUCUGCUCUGGAGCGGCUGGUGUGUAGGUCUCCCAACCUCAAAUCACUGAAGCUUAACCGAGCUGUUCCUCUUGAGAAGUUGGCUGCUUUACUUCAAAGAGCUCCUCAGCUGGAGGAAUUUGGCACUGGUGUGUACAGUGCUGAAGUGCGUCCGGAUGUGCUCUCUGGUUUGUCUGUAGCUAUCUCUGGGUGCAAGAAAUUGAAGUGGUUAUCUGGGUUUUGGGAUGCUCUUCCUGCGUAUCUUCCUGCAGUUUAUUCGGUUUGCAGUGGACUUACAACUUUGAACUUGAGUUAUGCAACAGUCCAGAGCUAUGAUCUUGUCAAGCUUCUUAGUCAAUGUCCUAAAUUGCAGCGCCUCUGGGUGUUGGACUACAUCGAGGAUGAUGGUCUUGAAAUGCUUGCUUUGACCUGCAAGGACCUUCGAGAGCUGAGGGUGUUUCCGUCUGAGCCUUUUGUGAUGGAGCCGAACGUUGCGUUGACAGAACAAGGGCUUGUCUCCGUCUCCGCAGGCUGUCCAAAACUCGAGUCGGUUCUCUACUUCUGCCGUCAAAUGACCAAUGCUGCGCUGGUAACCAUUGCUAGGAACCGUCCCAACAUGACCCGCUUCCGUUUGUGCAUCAUUGAGCCGAAAGCCCCUGACCAUCUGACUCUAGAGCCACUGGAUGUGGGAUUUGGAGCCAUAGUGGAGCACUGUAAAGAUCUCCGGCGGCUCUCCCUAUCAGGGCUGUUGACCGACAAGGUUUUCGAAUACAUUGGGACGUAUGCAAAGAAGAUGGAAAUGCUGUCAGUGGCGUUUGCAGGAGACAGUGACUUGGGGAUGCAUCAUGUUCUGUCAGGGUGCGAGAGCUUGAGGAAACUAGAGAUAAGGGACUGCCCCUUUGGAGACAAGGCGCUUUUGGCAAAUGCUUCGAAGCUGGAGACAAUGCGAUCUCUUUGGAUGUCUUCGUGUUCCGUGAGUUUUGGAGCCUGCAAGUUGUUAGGACAGAAGAUGCCAAAGCUCAAUGUGGAAGUGAUCGAUGAAAGGGGUCCGCCUGACUCUAGACCCGAGAGCUGCCCUGUUGAAAGAGUGUUCAUAUACCGAACAGUGGCUGGUCCUCGGUUUGACAUGCCUGGUUUUGUCUGGAACAUGGACCAACAACACUCAGCAACGAGGUUUUCCAGGCAAAUCAUCACUACUAACGGGUUAUAGAUAUAAACGAGGUACAUUUUUUCAUUAAUCCAAGUUCAUCAUCUCCUAUAUAAAUUGUUCCUGUUUAGGAAUACGAGAGAGAGAGAGAUAGCUCGGUCUCCAUUAAUUUAAUUAUGGGCUGCUGCCUCAUAUAACCAACCAAGCUUAUGAUCACUGGAUAAGUGAGGAGAGAGAGAGAGAGAGAGAAAGAGAUCUGAGAGACCUUUGUAUUUUUAUAUUGUUGUCUGUAUGUUUGUCUACUUAGUGAGAGAUCCUGGUGAGGUAUUAUUUUCUUCAAGAGGAUGAUAAGAUAUUUUUUAAAAGACAAUUGCCAAAAAUGUAACUGUUCUACUUGUUUGAAUCUUUGUAUCAAUCAUUUCAAAUGUC